AUAUGCUAGUUCAAGAGAAUUGUACUCUGCUGCCUCCCUCAACACGCGGCGAAGCGAACUCUCACUGUCCCGACACCGCCAGCUGCUCUCUCGCUCUCUCAAAAGUCACUUACUUUUCUUUUCUUUUCUUUUCGAUUCUUUUAUUUUAUUUUAUUUUUUUUCAGCACUUUCAGUUUCCAUUAAUCUCAUGUGUUUUUUUUUUUUCAAUAAAUAAAUAAAUAAAUAAUGAUGCUAUAUAUUAUUUUCGGGAGGGCCUAAUUAAUGUAAUUUUUGUCUUUGUAUUUGUUUUCCGUGAGCGUUUACUGUUGAAAUUCAUUCAUGGGGGGUUGGGGUUUUUUUGUUGAAUUAAUGCGGGCAUUUACAGAAAAACAGAAGAGAGGCGAAAGGGUUGUAUAUAUUUAAGAGGAGGGUGUGAGUUGUGAGUUAAUGAAAGAGCGUCUGUUUGUCUCUUUGUAUCCUCUUCCCUGCUGUGUGUGUCGUUCUGGGUUUAGAGAUAGAGAGAAAAAGAGGGGUAUAUUUCGAGUAAUCCUUUAAUUUGGAUGGUUUUCAUUUGUCAUCCCCCAGAAUCACAAAAAAAGGAAAGCAAAUCUCAUGGUUUUGGUUUACUUCCUUUUUUAUUUGCAUAAUUGAAUGACAAACUUCCAUUUUCGGGACUAGACCGAAAAAAUUAAAAAAAAAAAAAAAAAUUCAAAAGAAACUUUGUGUAUCUCUUCUCUAUGAGUGGGGUUCAUCGUAAAAGGCUUCUUCCGGAGCCGUUUCCCUUUUAGCUGUGACUGUGAGCCGACGUGGGAGGAUUUUUUUCUUUUUUCUUCAUCAAUCAAGUUAAGAUUGAGAAGGAGCAGCAAUGUCUUCUUCGUCUUCCUCAGCUUCAAAUGCUUCUGCUGCUGCCGCUUCACUCAGUGACUACUCCAAUCUGGAACGCUUUCUUCAAUGCGUCACUCCAACUGUUCCUUCAAGGAAUCCCCCACAUACACCAGGUAAAGACAGAAUAGAAUAUUUUACACUUAGAGAUCUUUGGGAUUGUUAUGGUGAAUGGAGUGCGUAUGGUGUUGGCACCCCAGUUCUCUUGAACAGUGGUGAAACUGUUUUACAAUAUUAUGUUCCUUAUCUAUCAGCCAUUCAGAUAUACUCCAAUAAGUCCGUUGUUGGUUCAAGGAGUAGAAGAGAGGAUAGUGACAUUGCAGAAUUUGAAAGUGACUCUUGCAGUGAUGACAGCGGGAGUGAUAACCUGUCAAGGUCUCUAAGCAAUAACUCUAGCAGGACUUGGGAUGUUGUUUCUGAGGAUUCAAGUUUUGAUCAAGAGAGUUCAUGUCCUAUGAGGGAUAGACUUGGACACCUUUACUUACAAUACGUUGAGAUGUCAUCUCCUUACUGGAGGAUUCCACUAACAGACAAGAUAACUGAAUUAGCUCAGCAUCAUCCUGCGUUAACAACACUUAAAAGUGUGGAUCUUUCCCCAGCAAGCUGGAUGGCUGUUGCUUGGUAUCCUAUAUAUCAUAUCCCAAGUCGGAAAAGUGAGAAGGAUUUGUCAACAUGCUUCCUUACUUACCAUACAUUAUCCUCAUGUUUCCAAGCAGAGUGUGUAGUGGAAAAUGAUGGAAGGGCCCUACACAAAGAUAUGUGCUGUUGUGGAAGUAGCACAGAUGCAAUGAUCGGAGAAAAAUUGAGGGAAGAUGGAAGUGGUAGAAUAUGCCUAUGUCCUUUUGGGCUAGCAACGUACAAGAUGCAAGGAGAUCUUUGGUUAAAGCCAGAGACAUGUGACUAUGCGAAAAUAAUUGAUCUGUACAGUGCUGCCGACUCCUGGUUGAAGCAACUGAGUGUUCACCAUCAUGACUUUAACUUCUUCACUUUCCACUCUGCCAUGUAAAUUAUCAGUCUCCAACGGUAUCUUCGUCUACUUCCAUCUCUUCGUAAAAUCAUCCUGUGUUUUUGCAACCGCCAUGUAAUACAGUUCCGCUGCUAAAGUCUCAGAAAUCUUUUUUUCAGAAACUGUUUAAUGGUUUCUUUGAGUCACGUGGCCUAACUUAUUAAACCAAUGGUUUGCUUGAGGAUGUUUGUGGGAGGGAAUUUUGUUUUUGUGGAAUGGGGUUGCUUUUGCUUGAAAACUUUUAGCAAGAGAAAGAUAACCUGUAGAGAGGCAGCUAAUUUUCUGUAUAUUUUGUUUGUCUUGAUGUAUUCUUUUUGUAGUCUUUCUUUUAGUACCCCUGGUAUAAAUUAGUGUCGUGGCAUGAGGAAACUGUUUUCUCAAGUCUUUUUUUUUUUU
Molecule: messenger RNA, 2263 nt
Organism: Ziziphus jujuba (common jujube)
Lineage: Eukaryota; Viridiplantae; Streptophyta; Magnoliopsida; Rosales; Rhamnaceae
Exons: 6
Coding region: 845-1867 (340 amino acids)
Source: RefSeq, a predicted model, not a curated record